This is a messenger RNA of Bufo bufo (common toad), 2726 nucleotides long. RefSeq names its product oocyte zinc finger protein XlCOF6-like. The transcript is spliced from 7 exons. The coding region runs from base 2 to 2245 and encodes 747 amino acids. Gene Ontology annotation, biological process: regulation of transcription by RNA polymerase II. Gene Ontology annotation, molecular function: DNA-binding transcription factor activity, RNA polymerase II-specific; RNA polymerase II transcription regulatory region sequence-specific DNA binding. Lineage: Eukaryota; Metazoa; Chordata; Amphibia; Anura; Bufonidae. The record is from RefSeq and is a predicted model, not a curated record. Gene Ontology annotation, cellular component: nucleus.
UAUGACCUCAUCAGAAGAGCUGUAUCCUAAGACCCUGCACCCGGCUGCUCUGCAGGAGGAGGACAUUUUCCUGAUUUACCCAUCAAGGAUGGAUAGGGACAGAGACAAGAUGGCAGAGGGGAUAAUAAAUCUCGCCCUAGAGAUACUCUUCCAACUUACUGGAGAGGAUUACACAGUGGUGAAGAAGACCUCUAGUGAGCGCUGUCAGGGUCCUGUGUCUGAAGGAUGUGGAAGAGCUCUGAGCCCAAUCACAGGGCCUUCACCUCACUCCAUGAUACAUGAGGAAAUCAAUGUACAAAAGAUCCUAGAUCUCAUCCACAAGAUGAUUGAGCUGCUGACUGGAGAGGUUCCUAUAAGGUGUCAGGAUGUCACUGUCUAUUUCUCCAUGGAGGAGUGGGAGUAUGUAGAAGGACACAAGGAUCUGUACAAGGAGGUCAUGAUGGAGAAGCACCAGCCCCUCACAUCAACAGGAAUACCCAGUAAGAGAAGAACACCAGAGAGAUGUCCCAGUCCUCAUCCUCCACAGGAUCAUCAGCUUUUGAAUGUGGAUAAAGAUCUGAAUAAUAUUAAUUCUACAUAUACAUAUGUGAGGGGUGAUGACCAGUGUAAGGAAGAAAUUACUACAGAUAACAACCCAGAUGACUGUAUCGGGAGCUCAGAUGGACAUCUGAUCUCUUCAGCUUUUAAAGCAAAAGGUCAUGGUCUCGCGCAAGACACAUAUGAAGAGCAUACCACUAUCUUGGAUAUACCCUCAGCUCUUCACAGCCAAACUUGCUCGUUUGAUCCAUUUAAACCUCUUCUAUCUUCUGGUUCAUCACAAAAUGUAAAGCAGAAUCAAAGUCACAGAAGGGGUAUUAAAGAUCAAAGAAUGCACACUAAGAAGAAGACAAUUUCAUGCUUAGAAUGUGGGAAAUGUUUUACUUGGAAAUCACAACUUGUUGAACAUCAAAGAACUCACACAGGAGAGAAGCCAUUUUCAUGCCAAGAAUGUGGGAAAUGCUUCAUAAGAAAAUCACAUCUUGUUCAACAUCAGAGAAUUCACACAGGGGAGACGCCGUUUUCAUGUGAAGAAUGUGGGAAAUGUUUUACACACAAAACAACACUUGUUGAACAUCAAAGAACUCACACAGGAGAGAAGCCAUUUUCAUGCCAAGAAUGUGGGAAAUGCUUCAUAAGAAAAACGCAUUUUGUUGAACAUCAACGAAUUCACACAGGGGAGACGCCAUUUUCAUGUGAAGAAUGUGGGAAAUGUUUUACACACAAAACAACACUUGUUAGACAUCAAAUAAUUCACACAGGGGUGAAGCCAUUUUCAUGUUCAGAAUGUGGAAAAUGUUUUACCUUGAAAUCACAACUUGUUGAUCAUCAACAAACUCACAAAGGGGUGAAGCCAUUUUCGUGUUCAGAAUGUGGAAAAUCUUUUACCUGGAAAUCACGACUUGUUAAACAUCAACGAAGUCACACAGGAGAGACACCAUUUUCAUGUCUAGAAUGUGGGAAAUCUUUUACUUGGAAACCACAACUUGUUAAACAUCAACGAAUUCACACAGGGGAGAAGCCGUUUUCAUGUGAAGAAUGUGGGAAAUGUUUUACACUAAAAACAAAACUUGUUGUACAUCGAAGAACUCACACAGGGGAGAAGCCAUUUUCAUGUUCAGAAUGUGGGAAAUGUUUUGCAAAGAAAGAAACACUUGUGGUACAUCGAAGAACUCAUACGGGAGAUAAGCCAUUUUCAUGUUCAGAAUGUGGAAAAUGUUUUACCUGGAAAUCACAACUUGAUAAACAUCAACAAAUUCACACAGGAGAGACGCCGUUUUCAUGUGAAGAUUGUGGGAAAUGUUUUACACACAAAACAACACUUGUUGGACAUCGAAGAACUCACACAGGGGAGAAGCCAUAUUCAUGUUCAGAAUGUGGGAAAUGUUUUACUUGGAAAUCACAACUUGUUAAACAUCAACGAAUUCACACAGGGGAGAAGCCAUUUUCAUGUUCAGAAUGUGGGAAAUGUUUUGCAAAGAAAGCAACACUUGUCGGACAUCGAAGAACUCACACGGGAGAUAAGCCAUUUUCAUGUCCAGAAUGUGGUAAAUGUUUUGCACAGAAAGUAACACUUGUUGGACAUCGAAGAACUCACACGGGAGAUAAGCCAUUUUCAUGUCCAGAAUGUGGGAAAUGUUUUACUUGGAAAUCACAACUUGUUAAACAUCAAAAAACUCACAUAGGGGAAAAGACAAUUUCAUGUUAAGAAUGUGGGAAAUGUUUCUUAAGAAAAGCAAAUCUUCUUGGACAUCUGAAAAUUCACAAAGGGAAGACGCCAUUUUAUGUCCAGAAUGUGGGAAAUAUUUAACUUUUAAAUCACAAAUUAUCGAACCUCAAUGAACUCGCAUAGGAGAGAAGCCAUUUUGAUACCAAAAAUGUGGGAAAUUUUAUGGUCAUAGAUCAAACCUUGUUAGACCCCAAAGAACUCACAGAAGGGGAAAAGCCAUUUUUCAUGCCAAGAAUGUGGGGAAUGUUCUACCCAUAAAUCAGUCUGUUUUUGGCAGAAUUCGUUCAGAAUUUACAAAGAAGCGAAGUUAUUUUCAUGCACUGUAUAAGGAAAAUGUUUUUCCCAAAAGUCUAAUACAAUUUCACAUCAUGGAACUUACAUUGGAAAAACUGUUUAUGUCCAGAAUGUAGGAAAUGUUUAAAUGUUUAGUGAUUUGUGUUUGUGACUUUUGUCAGUGAAA